Molecule: messenger RNA, 1159 nt
Organism: Esox lucius (northern pike)
Lineage: Eukaryota; Metazoa; Chordata; Actinopteri; Esociformes; Esocidae
Product: T-cell surface antigen CD2
Exons: 5
Coding region: 35-919 (294 amino acids)
Source: RefSeq, a predicted model, not a curated record
UGGUAAUGCUUUUGUUCGUGUAGACAGAAGAGAAAUGGAUCCUCGGAUAACUGUUUGUUUGGUGAUGUCAUUGGCAACUCAAGUGAGAGCCCUGGCCUGUAACCUCUCCCAGAAAAAUGGAAGUCAUCAGUGCUAUGGGGUUUCUGGAGAGCCUUUGUAUUUACACUUGAUUGCAAACAGCAAUAAUGAAGGUAUAUCGCUGAAAAAAGGUGAUACGAUUGUUCUGAAAUCAACAACAAAAUCCUCAAAACUUACCCUAUCAGAUGAGAAACGCUCUGAGUUCUUAAAUGGAACAUUCAGGCUGAAUGAAGCCAUGCGAAAAGACUCUGGUGAUUACACAAUUGAAAUCCAUGAUACAAGAGGAAAACUGCUUCGUCUUAUCAACAUGCAACUUGAUAUACAGGUCCCGGUGUCGCCUCCAAUGUUAUUUCACAUCUGUGUGCGUCAUGAAGAGGCCGUGGGCAUAUGUAUCUCAGAUGGAGAUGAUCUUCAGUACAGCUGGACCCUGAACAGCCAGAUUCUGAACAGUGGUGUACCCUACAAUGUUGUCAAACUGAAGAACAAUGAUACCGGAGAAUUGACCUGCAUUGUUCAGAAUAACGUUAGCAGCCAGAACUCCACCAUUGUUGCCACAGCCUGCCAAGAUGUUUCUUCCCAGUUUCUCUUUCUAGCAGUGACAUUGGCUGUGGUUCUGACUGUUACUCUUAUAAGUCUCCUUAAACUGUUUAACCAUAUAAGAAAGAAACAAAGAUGCAGAUGUGAUACCUCAGACAAUGGAAAUAAUGAGCAUGUUGUCUACGCUGAUGUGAGAGUAAACAAGCAAAGAAAGCAAACAAAGAAGCAGUCCUCAGCAACAGAGAUUGAGUAUGGACAGAUGAAAAACACCAGACGUGGCAGGCAGCCCAUAGACACAUUUUAACCACCAUAUGUAGCUUUGCAAAUCAGAAAGAAGUCAAGGGAUGACUAAACACGCCUUGUAUGCAUGCACUGAUAGAGAAUAUCAUAAGAAUAAAUUCAUGCAAUAAUGAAUUUAUUAUCGUAAUUUAAAGGGUCAAGAAAUGCUUUAUUAACUAGUACUAAUAACUAAAGUUCCUUUUUAUCCAUUGGUUAGGCCGGUGUAGGCCGUGCAUACACACUUUAUCAAUGGUUUGUGUGAACA